Molecule: messenger RNA, 345 nt
Organism: Fusarium odoratissimum NRRL 54006
Lineage: Eukaryota; Fungi; Ascomycota; Sordariomycetes; Hypocreales; Nectriaceae
Exons: 1
Coding region: 1-345 (114 amino acids)
Source: RefSeq, a predicted model, not a curated record
AUGGAUGGAUCCAAUGCCAGAAUUGAUCUUGCCUCUCCCGUUCCAUCCUGGUUCCUUCCAGCGCCUCCCAACCCCCAAAAAGUGGGAAAUCCAGCAAAUCAGCUCCCGAGUAUCUCAAGCGAGGAACAUCGGGACGAGAGCCAGAAGCCAGAGAAGCCCAAGAUCCAGGGCAAGGCGAGGUUUAGUGGAUCGCUUCCACCUUGUACAGUGACCCUCUGCAGCGGGUUUCCCAAUGUUUCCGAUGCUGGAACCCGCUACAAGGUACCCGUUCUGGAAAUGCGACAUGCAACCACGAGUUUGGCAGGUAUCCCACUAGGACCUUUGAGGCACAUUCUGCUGGGGUGA